Molecule: messenger RNA, 1446 nt
Organism: Plectropomus leopardus (leopard coralgrouper)
Lineage: Eukaryota; Metazoa; Chordata; Actinopteri; Perciformes; Serranidae
Gene: iqcc
Product: IQ motif containing C
Source: RefSeq, a predicted model, not a curated record
UAAUUUGAUAGCGUGACCCCGGAAUUACAUCAAAAGUUUGAGUUCAUCUCCCGCUCGACGAAGCAACGCUUGUCAUGUUACCAUAGCAAUGGACAUUAGCCAACAUGAGAGGAUAUUCAUAUGUUUUCAGGCAUCAGCACGUGGAUACCUGGUGAGAAACGAAAUCCGCCGUGCGCGAGAAGACUUUGAGGACAUCGUGAAAGAAAUAGAUGGAGGCUUGACCCAUUUACAGUGGAGGCAGGCGGUUAUCCCCAUUCCCCACUUCACAGCCACUGAUGGCCCAUUUCUACAACCCAGCAGCUCUGCCAGCAAACCUUCAAAUCCAGGAGAAAUCCAGAGCCCAUCAUCAUCAUCAUCAUCAUCAUCAUCAUCAGCUCCGUUAUCAGAAGAGAGAGGAGAUCAUUGUGUCCUGCCAGAGAAGACAGAAGCAGAGAGAGAUGAUUCCCAAACCAAAGGACAGCCGUCUCUUUCUCAGGACUAUUUCCACAGCAGCAGUGUAAGAGAUGAAGAAGAGGGACAGAAAGAAAGCACCGUGGAGGAGAGAGAUGGAGACUCCACCACUGUUUGGAGCAGUGUGGAGCUGGACAUGAACUCUGGUCACUCUCACAAAGGUCCUCAGCAGUACUGCCUGGCUCAGGAGGUGCCCCGAACCCCAGAGGCCUUGCGUCUCCAUAGAAACACCCUGACCAUGGAGCUGGUCUGGCUCCAGCAGGCCAUUGACAGCAGGAAAAAGUACUUGUUACUAAAAGAGAAGCUGAGCACCUCCUAACAGCAGAAGUAAUCUGAACCGGACCUGAUAAUGUGGGACUGAAGACCUGACUGCUGUCAAUCGACUGAGCUCACUCAUAUGGGCGUAGGUUUCGUUUCGUGAUUUAGGUUAGGUCUAACAGGAAAUUUUAAGCUUCAAUCAUAUAAUUUCCGGAAUUCUGGUGAAUUUUUAUGUACCAUUUUGUGCCUUUACUGCAUCAAUUUAAGAUUUAAAUAUCAUUAGUUACAUCUAAAUAAAAGCGUCUGCAACUUUAAUAUUUUUAUUGUGUGGGACAAAUACACAUUAUAGAUACUGAGGGUGAUGUGUCCCCUGCGUCACCCCUGAAAUCUACUCUUAUGCUCGCUCAAUUAUUUCUCACUAUUUGAUACAUGUACAAAAAAACAUCUCAGUGGUAUUUAUCAUGUGUUUGACAAAACCUGUACAUUGUGUGUUAUUUUAUAAUAUGAAAAAAAAGAAUAAAUUUUAUUUUUGAUAAAGUCUUUCUCUGCUGAUGUUGCCUCUUUUCUUAUUUCGCUGAUAUCGGUAUCAUAACAUAACUUGUGAGAGGGAGAGGUAGCUGUUCAGGAAGAAGGUUCAGUCAGAGGGAUGUAGAGGAGGUACUUUGGCUCCAAACAAGUUUGUGUUGUGACUCACAGCAGCUCAAAUUUCCAAUUUGUAUUACAAUGAAUGAGCUCUCA